Molecule: messenger RNA, 771 nt
Organism: Microplitis mediator
Lineage: Eukaryota; Metazoa; Arthropoda; Insecta; Hymenoptera; Braconidae
Exons: 5
Coding region: 67-771 (234 amino acids)
Biological process (GO): lipid transport
Molecular function (GO): lipid carrier activity
Source: RefSeq, a predicted model, not a curated record
GGAGGUAUUCGUGCAAAAUGACUAUAAAAGCGAACUCGAUGAUUGCUAAGGCAUCAGUCCGUCAAAAUGGGUCCUGGCAAAAGCUUCAUUGUUACUGCGCUGCUUGUGUGUCUCGCUGUUGUAAAUGGAAGAAAUCUUAAACCAAAAUUUUCAUCAUUACUUCCUCCUGGAGAGACGUUCGUUUAUGAUUUCUAUGCCGAUUUCAAGGCAGGAGUGAUGGAGUCAACACCAUACGCUUCUCAGUAUUCACUCAAGGGACAUUUUUACAUCACUCAUCACAGCAGUGAACCAAAUAUUUAUAUUGUAGCUCUUAAAAAUGCUACCACUGGUCGCCACAAUGGUAGAGCUGCACAUUUUGAGAAGACUUCAUUCUACACGUCCAUCCCUGAUGUCGCCAAAAUUACUCAAGAGCCAUUUUUCAUUUUUCUCAGUCAAUCGGGAACGCUCAAAGGAGUCAAAGUUUCUAAAGACGAACCGGUCUGGUCUAAAAAUAUGAAGUUUGCAUGGGCUUCAAUGUUUCAAUUGAAUUGGGCGAAAAUUUCAUUUGAAUCACCCGAAAAAACUCAAAGUUUUAUAACUUCAGAGAAAACAAUCCACGGAGAUUGUCUGACAACCUACGAUGUUAAUCCCUUGUACCCACGUUUUAACCAGACUAAAACUUGGGUUGUUAAUAAAUUUUCAUCACCAAUGGAUUGCGCCAAAUAUAAAUCUCAUGAAUCAGAAUUUCUUAAUUCUCACACUUGUCCAACUCGUGAUGAGGUAAAUCAAUAA